CAUUGUUUCUCGUCUGUCAGGAAAUGCAGGAUUCAGUUCAAGAUUACUCUGAUUACUUUCAGAGCUCUGCCUGCCUUACGGGUAUACAGCACCUUUAUGGUUAGCACCUGUCUGAGCUCCUCUGAUCAGGAUCUGUUCUGCUCUCCAUCCUUUAAACUCAAGAAGACUCUGCUGGAGCAUUUAAGUUAUAUAAAUGGACGUUUAUUCCACUUUAAGUCAGUGACUCCUGACUCUCCUAAAUCUCCACUAAAUGUAUGUUUCUCAGGCAUGCGACCGUCUAUCUCUGCGAGUCUUGAGCCUGGGUUGGAGCGAGGGGUCCCCUGGGGUCGUGACCUGUACACCUUUGUAACUUCAGCAGCAGGUCACAUGAUGAGGACCCUGCAGAAACCCAAGAAGAACCGACCAUCCAAGCGGCAGGUCAACCACCGUCGCUUCCUGCACAACAUGAUUCAGAGAAAAUUUGCAGAUAUUGAAGCAGCAAACCAGCGGUUGGCAUAUGCUCUUUAUUUUAAGGAUGAGGACAAAGGCAUGUCCUCUCUGUCAUCACACAAGCCAGAUUCACCUGACCAGUCAGGUAAUCCAUCUCAAAGUGGUGGUCCACAGGAUGCCGAUAAAAACAGCCUUCAAACAGGUGUAGAUGGUGCCUCAAAGUCUAUCAGUGUUUCCUCAAAUCAAGUAAAUACAAAAAGGAAGCAGGCUGAAUCAGGGCAUCUUUGGAAACAUCACUCCAUAUCGCAGUCCUCCACCUGCAGAGCUACAGCGAACAAACACAGCAAGAGGAGGCAGGAAAAGGGAAGCAGAGGUCAUAAACCGGUGGAAAUUAAACCUAUUAGCUCCCCAAGAAGUUCUGACUUGUUCCACGGGGCGGAGCUAUUUUAUUUUAACAACGAGAGUCAGUCGAAGCCAGCCGACAACCACCAAGAAGACACAGAGUCAACUACAAAUGACUUCAUUCAGCUUGGCCAAAAUGUGGACAUCUCCCCCUCCUUCUCCCCAGAGUUAUCUCCAUUGUCUCUUGACUCUUGUGAUUUCUCCGUUCAAGUGUUCACAGACCUCGCAGGCUGCGCGCAGGCUCAGAAGAGCUACUUCGACUUCUCUGAGGGUCAGCUGACUGACAUAAUGGAGCCAUUUUCCAUUGACAAUAAGGACUUAGGGGACUGCGCUGACAUAGAGGCAUAUUUUGAAAGCAUUUGUGCAUGCCAUGGUGAUGAUGAUGAUAUAUUUGGAGACCAGUCACAUAACUUUACCGAAGUGGAUGAUCUCCACUGUGAAGGUGAGUGUAGGUAUGAAUAUGCAUAUGCAGACCAGGGAGUGACCUCAGACCACUUCCAGGGUAACCACAGGAGCUCAGUGACCCUGAGACAAAGUGCAUACACAGAAGAGGAACAAUUUAACACCUUUAAACUCUGUCAAAGCACAGACAUCAACCAGAAGCAGAUCCCCUCCUCAGUCAGCUACCACCACUACAACAUCGCACAGCUUCAGGCGUACCAGUGUUCUCAGGAGGAGAGCACCUGUAUGCAAGUUAACUGUGAAAAUAACCUACAGUUUACACCAUUUGAAGGAGUUGCUCAGUCCUUCACUGUUCCACUUAACAACGCUGAGCUCCGCCCCAUACCAACACCACCUCAGGAAGACAACUGGCUGUUUACUGAUAUCCUGAAGGACAGAAAGUCACCUAGUUACUAGGAACACAUGCCUCAUGUUCUUAAAGAGAAUCAGACUCAACUGGUCUCAUACUUGAGAAGACAAAUUCUCAAUGACUUCUUGUUUUUACUUUUGUUUAAAGACAUUACAAAUUUUUGGGGAACAUAUUUAAAAUGCUGUCCUUUUUGUUUUUUGAUGUUUUGCCUUUACAGAACAAUUGCCAGCUAACUACAAAUACAGAAGUUCUGGGAAUUAUGCAAUCAAGCCAAACAGGUUCAGAGUAAAACUAAAGAAAUUCACUCCGUGAAUGUACAGUCAAUGGCCACUUUAUCAGGUAUAGGGUUGGAUCACUUUUACCUUCAGAUCUCAUUCAUCAUGACAUGGAAACCUAAUCUGAUGGAUUGCAUAACAGCGGACAAACUCCAAUCAAAGCUGGUCUGAUAUAAAUCUGAGAAUUUAUUUAUAUUAUUAUGUAUGUAAAUUUAUCCUUAAAAACUGGGAAUUAUGAGGAAUGAAGAAACAGUAUUUGUGACAGCUAGAGUAAAAAACUAAUAUAGAGCUGUGUACUUCAAUUCUUCUGUCAAUUACUCUGUUAAGAAA
Molecule: messenger RNA, 2247 nt
Organism: Haplochromis burtoni (Burton's mouthbrooder)
Lineage: Eukaryota; Metazoa; Chordata; Actinopteri; Cichliformes; Cichlidae
Gene: c16h19orf85
Exons: 2
Coding region: 97-1689 (530 amino acids)
Source: RefSeq, a predicted model, not a curated record